Juglans microcarpa x Juglans regia is the source of this 882-nucleotide messenger RNA. Its product is annotated as ribonuclease 1-like. Gene Ontology annotation, cellular component: extracellular region. Lineage: Eukaryota; Viridiplantae; Streptophyta; Magnoliopsida; Fagales; Juglandaceae. Bases 1 to 882 code for a protein of 293 amino acids. The transcript has 4 exons. The record is from RefSeq and is a predicted model, not a curated record. Gene Ontology annotation, biological process: RNA catabolic process. Gene Ontology annotation, molecular function: RNA binding; ribonuclease T2 activity.
AUGACUGGCCACAUAACCUCAUCUGUGAAGUUCUUUGUCAUGGAAGUGAAAAUCACACUUUUGCUCGCUGCUUCGUUCUUAUUACUCACUAGUCUUGAUUUUACAGCUACAGUUUUGGGAGAGGAAUUCUCAUAUUACAAGUUGGCACUCCAAUGGCCAAAUUCUGUAUGCAAUGUGGGUGUUCCUUGUUCAAAGAAACCCGAGGAGAUUAAAACGGAUUAUCAAAGAUUUUUAAUACACGGACUGUGGCCUUUCUGGCCAAAUAAUUCUGCGCUAGCCCCUUGUCCGGGAAAGGAAUUGACAAGUAGCCAGGUGAAAGGUAUAAAAGAUUCGCUAAAAAAGUAUUGGCCAAACCUUCUUCGCCCAGAUGACUUUAGCUUCUGGAAGUACGAGUGGGCGACACAUGGUAGAUGCCUUGGUCUAGAGCCAUCCGUGUACUUCAAGGAUGCAAUUGAUCUUAGAGAACGCUAUAACGAUUAUCUUGGUUUAGAUGACCAAGGAUGUAGACCGAACCCCAAUCCAUACAAGCGGAUAACUAUCUAUGAUGCAUUGUUUGAAGCACUUGGCAAAAAACAUGGACAAUUGAAAUGCAACAUGAGAAACGGUGGUUAUCAGCUGCUUGAGGUUUAUAUUUGCUUUGACCGUCAAAAGGAGGUUCGUGAUUGUCCAUUUCAGUACAUCCAAUGCGGUAACAAUGAUCAAGUAUCAGUUCUUUUCCCCACCAGCAAUACUGUGCGCCCAAUUAAUGGGUAUGCCUUUUUUUUUUUUUUUCUUUUCUUCUUCUUUGUUGGGUUUUCGUCAUUCCCCAGCCAUUUUCUUAAUGGGAAAUGUUAUUUUAUUUCUAAAAUAUUAUCAUGCUUAGUGAUACUUGUUGAUGGAUGA